UUUUGUAAUAUCUUCUCGUUUAGGUGUGAACGCAACGCAAAAUUGCAAGCAAAUACUUAUUCGCUGAUUAUAAGAUAUACGUAUGUGAUUUAGUUGGUGAACUUGUGUGUAAAAUGAUUUUGUAAUUUCCUGUUUGGAUUGGCAGUCUUAGAUUUUACUAGGUACAGGAAAGAGCAGCCAUGAGUGUCAUCAUAAGACUACAGAAUCUUCCGUGGUCCGCAAAUGCGCUGGACAUUAGGAAUUUCUUUCGGGGCCUCUCAAUUCCAGAAGGCGGAGUGCACAUCGUAGGCGGUGAACUUGGAGACGCGUUCAUUGCCUUCAGUACGGACGAGGAUGCCCGCCAAGCGAUGAUGCUCGAUUGCGGAAAAAUAAAGGAGAUCCAGGUCAAACUACUCCUGAGCUCUCGCUCCGAGAUGCACAAGGUCAUCGAACAAGCGAGACAGACGGUGCCGAUCCUCACGCUCACGGCUCCCGCCCCGGCCCCCGCGCCGCCGCCGGCCCCCGUCCUCCCCGCGCCGGUCACCGUCACCCCGACCAUCAACCCUUUCUCAGCCGCUCUAGGUAACUCCAUGUCAGGCUUCGGCAUCCCCGGAAUUGGCAAUCCUAACGAGAUCCCGCAACCCGCUGUCAUUGAACCACCCGCGCCGCUUGUAAGCCCCACUGAAAUUCUAGAUGAAGACGACAGGACAGAAAGGAAACGCAGCAAGGAAAAGGAUAGACGGCGUUCGCGAACGCGAUCCAGGUCACGUGAUAGGGAUCGGAAGGACCGUAAACGGGAUAGGCGCGACCGAUCGCGCUCACGCGAGAGACGCCGUAAUAGGGAUCGCAGCCGCAGUCGCGAUAGACGAGAUCGUAAACGGGACAGGAAAGACCGCAGCCGAUCGCGAGACCGAUCUGAGAGGACCUCGCCUCGCCGCUCCCAUGAUCGUCGCAACAUUCGCAAGAGUCCUGAUAAGACGAUCAAUCUUGUUGACGAUACCCCCGCGCCGCCGCCGGCGCCGAUGCUCGGCAAUGCGAAUCAAGGCAAUCCAAACAUGCAGCAAAUCAUGAACAACGCCAUCGCUUCCAUGCAGGGAUCACCCAACGCGAUGGAUUCGCCGGUAAACAGAUUCAAUGAUCCCACUAUCAAUGACGCUUACAACAAACUGAGUGAACUGGGUAAAAAGCGUAAUCCUAACGCCUUCCAGGGUGAGCAGAAUGGAGGAAACAGAUUUGCAGGCGGAAGAGGCGGUGGUCCUCGAGGUGGCGGUAAUUUUAGGCGAGAGGGUCGCUCUCGCUUUGAAAACGAUCAGCAACACACUACACCAGACUGUUGCGUGGCCAUCAGAAACGCGCCCAACCAUACCAGCUACGGAGACGUCCGUCGCUUCUUCCCAUUCCUCAUCGACAAGCAUGGAAUCAAGAUGAUUAACGACAACACCGGCCGUCGCACCGGCAACAUCUUCGUGAGAUUCUGCGAUCCUCGCUCUAAGCAGCUCGCUUUACAACGGAAGAAUAACGAGUUGAAGGGCGAGAUGGUCGUAGUAGAAGCGUUAGAUGAUGACACUUAUGAGAGCGCAGCGGACUCGUACUUGCCAUUCCGAGAUGGUAACGCUCCCGAAGAGAACCAACCACGCAUACCUCCCCCACAACAAGCCCCUAUUUGUAGCGUUCUGCGUCUCUCAGAGCUUCCAAAUUUUGUCAAAGAACACGAUAUCAUUAAAACCUUCAGCGAUUUCUCUCUACUUUCUAUCAUGCUCAACGACUGCCGCAUGACCAGAACUAAAACCGCCUUCGUGCAGUUUGCAAAGCCCGAAGACGCGAGAAUGGCGAUUGAAAGGCGGAACAGUUACGCAUUCGGAAAAAGACUGCCUAUUAUCACAGCUAUCACUGACGAAGAGUAUGAAAAAGAAAAGACUAUUCAGAGUGAAAAGAUUGAUUUUCCGAGUCAGAACGAGCCGCCGCCUAUAGAGCCGGUGGAAGAGCGAGGGCCUAGAGACCCGCGCCAGCGGAGAUUCGAAGGCGCUCAGCCCCAGGAGCCCCCUCAAGGCCAACAGCCAGUACCCUUCUUUACGGCGCCCUUCGUUCAGCAGCAACAACCCUUCGCUAGCAACUUCUCUCCGACGCCGCAGUUCGGCGGAUUCCCUGGGAAUGGUGCCAUGGACCCGCGCACCGCCGCCGCCAACUGGGCCAAUCGUCCCGGCCUCCCUAACCAGAUGCAGCCUCAGAUAACGCAAGGACCCGACAUAGAAGACGAGCUCGACUGCGUGCUCAUGAAGGGUCUGCCUUGUGACGCCACGGACCGUACUAUAGUAAAGUUCUUGUCUGAUACAGGCGCGGUACCGGCCCGAAUCCAUCUCAUGCUAGAUCCCGCCGGCAUCCCUUCGGGCGAUUGCUUCUGCGAGUUCCGUACGGCAAGCGAAGCGCGCCGGGCGGCUUCCAAACACGGACAUAAUCUUGACGGCUGCAGAGUUACUGUCGAUUUAGUGCCACGCGGCGUCGUAGAGGAAGCUCUAGAAGGGCCUAAACAGCCUGAUCUAAGAGACGGACUAAUGGAUAACGGUCCACAUGGAAACGGUCCUCCGCAGUUCUUCGAUGGUCCGCGCGGUGCCAAUCGCGGCGGCUUCCGUGGCAGAGGAGGAUUCGAUCGCGGCGGCUUCGAUCGCGGCUUUGACCGAGGCGGUUUUGAUCGCGGCGGUUUCAACAGAGGUUUCGACCAGGGCAGGGGCUGGAACGACCGUGGGCGUGGUGGUUUCGACCGUGGGCGCGGUCGCGGCGGUUUCGACAGGGGUCGCGGUCGCGGCAGAGGUCGAGGGGGCUUCGAGAACGGCGGCCGCGACACGCGCGACAUGCGCGAGGAUGACGACUCGGCGCUGGAAGACUUCGGCGCCCCGGGCUGUGUGUUGUCUUUAGAGAACGUCCCGUUCCGUGCUUCAGUCGACGAUAUCCUCAGCUUCUUCGGCGACUUCGAGCUUACUCAGGAUGACGUCAUAAGACGUUACAACGAGCGCGGUCAACCGACGGGCGACGCGAGGGUCGCCUUCCGUACGCCGUUUGACGCUCAACGCGCGCUCAACACCCGCCACAUGGGAACCAUACAGGACAGGAGAGUGAGCGUGACGCUUCUCUAGCGCGGUGACAAGGGCUCGGACUCGGAUUCGAGCGACGAGCGGAUCUACACACUUAUGUAAAUAUAGUGGAAUAGCAGUGUGGACAGACUGAUAUUAAUUGUAUGGUUUACAACGUUGAUUCAUACAAAUUAUGUGAAGGUCCCUUUAGACAUUACUU
Molecule: messenger RNA, 3267 nt
Organism: Cydia strobilella
Lineage: Eukaryota; Metazoa; Arthropoda; Insecta; Lepidoptera; Tortricidae
Exons: 3
Coding region: 180-3110 (976 amino acids)
Cellular component (GO): ribonucleoprotein complex
Molecular function (GO): RNA binding
Source: RefSeq, a predicted model, not a curated record